Lathyrus sativus (Indian pea) is the source of this 489-nucleotide messenger RNA. Lineage: Eukaryota; Viridiplantae; Streptophyta; Magnoliopsida; Fabales; Fabaceae. The record is from the annotation of a GenBank genome assembly.
AUGGGUGAAGGUGCAGAAUACAAGAGCGAUUUGAAGAAGGAGAAGGUGUUGAAAGCCUUAUUAGAAGAUCCAAUACUCAGUGAUGUACCAAAAAAUCCAUCUUUGGAAGAUGUGGAAACCCUGCUUGGACUUGAAUUGGGUAGUGCAAUGCGAAUUUCGGUUUUGAAAUUGGAUUCUUCUUCGUUUGAUGUGAUUGUUAUGAAUACGGCAACGGUGAAGGUUUUGAAACUUGCUAUCAAGAAGAAGGUGAAUUACAUGGAACAAUCUAGCAUGGGUCAUCGUCACAUUUCUUGGAAGAGUGUGUGGGCUAAUUAUUGUUUGGCAUUUGAUAACAAUAAGCUCUUAAAUGAUGAUGAUGUGCUUCAAGAUUUGGGUGUAAGGAAUAAUUCUCAGGUUCAUUUUGUACCCUAUGUCAUGACAAAAGAAUCUAGAAGACACUCAAAAAGGAGAAAUCAUAGAUUUUUUCAUGGUCUUAGUAAGCUUUUCUGA